AUGUCCGAAACUGAAUCCCUCGCGACUCCCAAGUCCCCCGUCUUCCCUGACACCCUCUCGUCAGUCACCGCUCUCGCUCGGUUCGAGUUUGAACCCGGCAAAGGCAAUGAAGGAACGAAAGUUAUGAUGGUAGAGUGGCAAGACGACGAUCACACCCGCCGAAAAUCCGGAAACUGGCAGGUCUCGUGGUCCGGCAAACGCACUGUCUUUUCGGCAGACGACGCUCCCUCAGACAACAUUCGUCGAGUAUAUUUCCUCCUCCCCCCCGGUGCUAUGGUUCCUCCACAUAUUACUCUGGCCUAUCAUCCUCCUGUCGAUUCGCCAGGGACAGUGCCCACUCCGCUGAGAAUGACCGUCAAUCCACUCCCUGCUAUCUUCACUCCCGAGCUAGGUGCGACUGCAAAAGCCAGCGGCAAGAAGGGAGUUCUCCACACGUUAUGGGCAAAGAAGAGGCUUCAAGUUCUAGAGGAAGAGAUCAAGCAUGAAGAGAAACAUAACCCAGAAGGUGUAGCUUUGGAAAUGGCGCUCUCGGAACGCCAUUGGAUUGAGAGCAACUUGGGUGUGAUGUCCAAACCCCCACCUCUUGAUCUGAGGAACAUUCCCAAGUCACAAUCAGGCCCCAUCAGUCCUGGCAUACAAAGUCCCAAGUCUCCUUCUGGCACAAGGCUCAGUGAGAAGUUGAAAGGCCUUAGCAUCGGCACCAGCGAGAAGGAUCUGGCCGGCCGUGGACUUAACACGCCCACCCAGGAGGUCCAUCCACUUUCACCGGAGACUUCUGACAUGGCGUACUCCUCAUUCAGUGCUUUCCGUAACGACCCUAUGCCAGCCUUGGUGAAGAAGGUGGUGGCUCAAGGUCCACCCGAGCAUAUUAAAAAACAACAAGGGGACUCGCUAGCACAGUCCCUCGAUUUUCUCACUCAAAGACCCAAGGAUCCACCUCAAGAUGACCUUUUCGCCGUUGCUCUGAGCCCUCGAUCACCGGACGGCCCCAAGAGCCCGUUCUCCGUACCGAGUUCAGAAGUCGGCGCCUUUGCAAAGAUCAAGGGCGAAAGAUGA
Molecule: messenger RNA, 1056 nt
Organism: Capronia epimyces CBS 606.96
Lineage: Eukaryota; Fungi; Ascomycota; Eurotiomycetes; Chaetothyriales; Herpotrichiellaceae
Exons: 1
Coding region: 1-1056 (351 amino acids)
Source: RefSeq, a predicted model, not a curated record